Messenger RNA from Daphnia magna, 3241 nucleotides. Its product is annotated as bumetanide-sensitive sodium-(potassium)-chloride cotransporter. Gene Ontology annotation, cellular component: membrane. Gene Ontology annotation, molecular function: sodium:potassium:chloride symporter activity. The record is from RefSeq and is a predicted model, not a curated record. NCBI's taxonomy places the organism in Eukaryota, Metazoa, Arthropoda, Branchiopoda, Diplostraca, Daphniidae. Gene Ontology annotation, biological process: chloride transmembrane transport; potassium ion homeostasis; chloride ion homeostasis.
AACGAACAGACCACUUACGACAUCAUUUGAGUCGUGAGACUCUACCAUCUUUGGACAACUAUCAAGCGCAUUCAGUUGCAGGCCGGGCUACCCUGGACGAAUUGCAUCUCGGGGCAGACCAUGGCACCCAACGGAAUGGAACUUCUGGAACGGACACGGCUGCCGGCGGUCUUAAAUUCGGCUGGAUACAAGGUGUUUUCAUCCGAUGCCUACUCAACAUCUGGGGCGUUAUGCUCUUCCUUCGCCUAUCGUGGGUGGUUGCCGAGGCCGGAAUCGGCCAAGCCAUUCUGAUAAUCCUGCUGGCCACGGCCGUCACGUCACUCACAGCUCUGUCCAUGUCGGCCAUCAGCACAAACGGCCAAAUUAAAGGCGGAGGAACGUAUUACAUGAUAUCGCGCUCUCUUGGCCCUGAAUUCGGAGGCGCUAUUGGCAUCAUUUUCGCUUUGGCGAAUGCCGUGGCCGUUUCACUUCACACGGUCGGUUUCUGCGAGGCGCUCAACGAUAUGCUCGAAGAGCUCGGAGUCCAAAUUGUCGAUGGUGAUCUCAAUGAUAUCCGAAUCGUUGGAUCCGUAACGCUCAUUGUCCUAGCCAUGAUCGUGGGCAUCGGAAUGGAAUGGGAGGCCAAAGCCCAGUUGCUAUUUAUGGGGAUUCUGAUGGUGGCGUUGGCUAAUUUUAUAUUCGGAAGUUUCAUCGGCCCAACUGACGCAGAAAAGUUUUCCAAGGGCUUCAUCGGUUACGACUUUGAAUUGCUGUCGUCCAAUUUCUAUUCCGACUAUCGCGUUUUUGAUGGAUUCCAGCAGAAUUUCUUCUCCGUUUUCUCCAUUUUCUUUCCAGCCGCCACCGGCAUUUUGGCUGGGGCCAAUAUCUCUGGCGAUUUAAAGGAUCCUUCGGUGGCUAUCCCUAAAGGCACUUUACUUGCUAUCGCCGUUACGUCCAUUUCGUACAUCAUUUUCGCCAUUAUCGCCGGAGCUACUGUUCUUCGUGAUGCUACGGGAAUCCCGACUGAUUAUAACGACACGGCCACUUUAAAUAAUUACAUCGAACUGUGCCUCGAACAGGAUUGCGAAUGGGGAUUGCACAACAGUUUCCAAGUCAUGACUUUAGUGUCGGCUUUUGGGCCUCUCAAUUACGCCGGAUGUUUCGCCGCAACUCUCAGUUCGGCUUUGGCCUGUUUCGUUUCGGCUCCUAAAGUGUUCCAGGCUUUGUGUCAAGAUCGUCUCUUUCCCCAUUUGCAAUAUUUCGCUAAAGGCUACGGCAAGAGUCAGGAGCCUCUUCGUGCCUACAUCCUGACUUUCAUCAUCGCCUUGGCUUGCGUUCUCAUCGCCCAACUGAACAUCAUUGCUCCGUUAAUUACCAACUGUUAUUUGGCAUCUUACGCGCUCGUCAAUUUCUCCACGUUUCACAUCGAUUUGAUCCAGCCGGUCGGAUGGCGUCCUACUUUUCGCUAUUACAACAAAUGGCUCAGUCUAUUGGGGUGUGGUCUUUCUGUAUCGGCCAUGUUCUUGUGCAGUUGGCCCACGGCUCUGGUGACCUCAACUGUCGUUAUGACUUUGUUUCUCAUAGUCAAGUAUCGUAAACCAGAUGUCAAUUGGGGUUCUUCUGGACAAGCACAGGUUUACAAAACAGCGUUAAUUACUGUCCAACAGCUGAGUAACAUUGAAGAACACGUUAAAACGUACACGCCCCAAAUUCUUGUCAUGACCGGAUUGCCAAACAUGCGACCUUCCCUCGUCGAUUUUGCUUAUCUCCUCUGCAAAAACAAUUCCUUGAUGGUGUGCGGUGAUAUCUUGAAGGAAAGGCAAAAUCAUAAGCAACGUUCGCAAAGGAUCAAAAAGUCUUCGUGCUGGCUUCGCACUCACAAAACUAAAGCAUUCUAUUCGUUGAUGGACAAUUUAUCGUUCCCGAAUGGAGUCGGGGCUUUGCUGCAGGCCACGGGAGUCGGGAAAAUGAAGCCCAACAUUCUGCUGCUCGGCUUCCAAAGCGAAUGGCGUACAAACAAAAACACCGAAAUUGACGAUUACUGUGCUGCUAUCAACACGGCGUUGGAGAUGAAUGUCGCUGUUGCAGUGCUGCGCGUCCAGGAAGGGCUCGAUUACACGGGAAUCAUCGGAGACUUUGUCAUGGACGAGUUUAGCAAUGGAAAGCAAAAGUCGGAAGGUAUCGACAACCCUCAGUAUAUUGAUACUUUAGAAGGUAGCACGGCAUCAACUGCGACACCAUUCACCAUUACUGGAAGUGUGAAUAGCUCCAUUUCCGAAUACACGCUGGAUGAAACACGAGGUGGUAAAAUUAGGCGGAAUAAAAUAGCGUUGUCGCCGAUGGAAAGCAACACGACAUCCGUCUCUUCGGUGGAACAAAAGCGGAUGAAAAAAUCGCGUGUGUCGUUCAAGGAUCCUCAAGGAAACGAGUUGCCUGUCGAAGUGCAGUUCAGCAUCUGUCGUUUCCGUUUGAAGCAAAAACGGGGCACGAUCGAUGUGUGGUGGCUCUACGAUGACGGUGGACUAUCGAUGCUUUUGCCCCACAUCUUGACCACACGAUCUAACUGGGCCAAUUCCAAAUUACGUGUUUUCUGCCUGGCGGAUGCCAAUGAAGAGCAGCACAGCAAACAGGAAAGCAUGAGAUUAUUGUUGAGUAAAUUCCGCAUACCUGUGUCCGAUGUGGUUGUCAUCCCCGAUAUGACAUAUCCGCCAUCCGCCCAAACGAAAAACUGGUUCGAUGCACUGACUCACGAUUUCGUGCGCAAAGAUGACGAUGCGACCAAUCAAAACUCCAAUGUUCCAGUCAUUAAAGAAUCAGAGCUGAUGGCUCAGAAGCCGAAAACGUUCAACUUCAUGAGACUCAGAGAAUUGCUAUUGCAGUAUUCUACCGAAGCAAAUCUCGUAGUAAUGACUCUGCCGAUAUCGAGGAAAGGAACAGUCAGUGGCCCGCUGUAUAUGAGCUGGUUGGAAACGCUGACAGCAAAUAUGCCUCCCUUCCUUCUCGUCCGUGGCAACCAGGCAUCCGUCCUCACAUUUUAUUCUUAACUUAUAGCUCUUCGCGGAGGCUAUAACAAGUGAUGUUUGGAUGACUCUCUCCCAUCAAAAACAAUAGAUUCGGUAUAUAUAGAUAUACAAUGUUUUACACGUCGGUGGAUUCGAAUCCUUUUUUUGUUUUGAAGAUGUUUUCGUAUUUAUCUUGGACAUACAUCAUCCUCAUUUUUAAUGUAAAGUACCCAUAAUAAAACUUUAAUUGCCGUUUUUCA